Molecule: messenger RNA, 1273 nt
Organism: Pocillopora damicornis (cauliflower coral)
Lineage: Eukaryota; Metazoa; Cnidaria; Anthozoa; Scleractinia; Pocilloporidae
Product: thioredoxin domain-containing protein 12
Cellular component (GO): endoplasmic reticulum
Source: RefSeq, a predicted model, not a curated record
UUCCUUGAGAAAUAUUUCUUUUCACAACACGAACAAGUCAUGGCUGCGAUUUUAUCGUUUUCAGGCGUUCAUUCAUUCUUUUUUCUCUUGUUCUCCGGAUUUAUUUGCUUUUUCACUGCCAAUGGAAUGCUUGGGAGAGGUUUUGGGGAUCACAUAGACUGGAAGACAUAUUCUGAAGGACUUAAAGAAGCACAAUCAAGCCGCAAACCUGUGAUGGUGAUUAUUCACAAGUCUUGGUGUGGUGCAUGCAAAGCCCUCAAGCCAAAAUUUGCUGAAUCAAUGGAGAUAGAUGAAUUAAGCAAGAAGUUUGUGAUGAUUAAUGUUGAGGAUGAUGAGGAGCCUCAAGAUACUAAGUUCCAGAUUGAUGGAUCAUACAUUCCAAGGAUAUUUAUUCUAGAUUCAUAUGGUAAUGUUCAACGGGAUAUUUACAAUAAAAAGGGAAAUCCAUCAUAUAAAUACUACUAUGGAAGUCCACCAGGAAUUGUGGACAGCAUGAAAGAAGCCCUGGAGAAGAUGAUAGAUGGUGUUCGCAUAGGAGAUGAACUAUGAUUAUUAAUUUUCUUCUUUAAUUUUUUAUCAGUGGAAUAUCCAUGUUUAUUAUCUUCUCAUGCACUCACUUUCUGUUAAACCCAGUUCACUUUGACAGCCAUUUAACAAGUUACCUUCUUAACCCUUUCCCCCCAACAUCAGUAUCCAUAUUCUCCAAACUAUUCACUCUACAUUUACCAAGGUGCUGACAAAGAGAAUUUGUUUAAUAAUCAAGAGCUGCUUAAGUUGGUGAUCAUUUCCUUUAUUCUCAUUAGCCUAAUGUUUGAUUCAAGGGCGAUAUUGUAAGGAGAAAUUAUAUGCUAGAGACGCUUAGGGGUUGAAGGGUUAAUUUAAACCUGUAAGACUUAGAUUUUUAAUAGGAAAAAAGACUUAUGUGGUAGUAUUUGAAUUUGCUUCAGGAGCAAGUUGAAGUGGUGGUAGUCUUUAUUUCUUCAAAUGAUAAAUAUUACCUAGCGUAUGUUAGUAGUAGAAAAGGUCAAAAUCUAGUACAAACGUAAAAAAAUUCUAAACUUACAACGCUACCUUGUAUUUGAAAAUUAAAAGAGAUUUACAUAACAAUCUUUGUAUUAACUCUGGGGCAAUGACAAGAUUUGUUUCGUAAGUUUUAAAACUCAUUUAUGUAUAUAUUUUGUUGCCUUCGGUGGCAUGGUUUUCCUAAAAACUCGGAUAUUUACCAUGAGCAGAUAAUUAUUUUAUUGAAAAUGGGUGUGUCACUGAGGGGAAA